CCUGAACAACCUUCGACACCAGACAUGUUUACAGUGCAUGCUGGGUAAGUGUCUGCGAGCAGUGGGCGGGUCCAGCGACAGAACAACUGGUUGGGUGAGUUUUAGGACCUGAAUGAACUGCAGCUGCAGCAGAGAAGCAGAUUCACAGCGAGCAGAUCAUGGCGGCAGCAGAGUCCAGCCCUCUGACCACUCACGUGCUGAACACCGGAGACGGCGUCCCAGCAGCCCGGAUGGCGCUGAGCCUUCAUCGACUGGACUCCAAGCUGAAGAUCUGGAACAUGAUGAGCGUCGGGACUACAAAUGAAGAUGGCCGCUGCCCUGGACUCAUCAGCCGACAAGCUUUCAGCCCCGGCAUGUACAAGCUGCGCUUUGAGACGGGGUCAUACUGGGAGACUCUGGGUCAGACCUGCUUCUACCCGUAUGUAGAGGUUGUGUUUACCAUCAGUGAUCCAGAACAGAGGUUCCACAUCCCUCUGCUGAUGAGUCGGUUCUCCUACAGCACCUACAGAGGAAGCUGAGGGACGACCAGCGAACAGAAUUCAUGACUUGGACUUUACAUAAGUUGUAUUUUAAUAUAUAUAUAUAUAUAUAUAUCAUUGUUAAUAUGACUGCAGACAUAGGAGCAUAAUAAAACAGGCGUCACUCUGGUCCAUGAAAGACAAAGUGAAAAAGUUACUCUAUAAUAUAUUUAUCAUUUCUGUCUCUUUGAAUUAUGUUUCAUGAUGUUAUUUCUCUGAUUGAAAUGUAAUGUAAUUAUUAGAAUGUAUUUUAAUAAUUGAUUUAUCAUUUAAGACAUUUUUCAAGCAGAAAUGUGAAACGUUAGCUGGUUGUUUUCAGCUUCCUCACUGUGAAGAUUCGCUUCUUUUCUUUGUUAAUGGUUUACACCUUUUUUUAAUUUUUUUUUUUAGAUGUAAUAGAUUCAUAUGAUAAUUUGAUUAAUUGACAGUAAUCAGCAGAUUAUUCAACAAUAAACAGAAUGUGCAGAUUACACAGAAACAAAACAUACUUUAAAAGCAAAAAUGAUGGAAUGUGAUGUGACUGCCUUCUUACAUUUUACUUUUUUAUUCUUUAUAUUAAUCUUUAAUUUUAUUUCUUCCCACGAACUAUACCAACAUGGGAAGAUCAUUUGCUUUAUCAUCGUUUUCUAUUGUCAAAAUAACAGUUUUGUUUUUGUUUUUUUACAUGUGAUAUUAAAAUCGUCCCAGGGAAAUAGCACAGUCAUCUCAUGUUUUGGUAACAGUUACAUGAGAUUGAGUGAAGCGUUGAGAAAGUGCCUUUCCGUCUCAGCCAAUCAGUGACAAGGGACGCUGUGAGGCCCCGGGGCUGCCUGUUCAGAUGCCUGUGUGUAAUAAAGUCUUCUUAAAGGAAUUAAA
Molecule: messenger RNA, 1373 nt
Organism: Acanthopagrus latus (yellowfin seabream)
Lineage: Eukaryota; Metazoa; Chordata; Actinopteri; Spariformes; Sparidae
Product: 5-hydroxyisourate hydrolase-like
Exons: 4
Coding region: 159-518 (119 amino acids)
Biological process (GO): purine nucleobase metabolic process
Molecular function (GO): hydroxyisourate hydrolase activity
Source: RefSeq, a predicted model, not a curated record